This is a messenger RNA of Sciurus carolinensis (gray squirrel), 1812 nucleotides long. RefSeq names its product ankyrin repeat domain 53 (gene Ankrd53). Gene Ontology annotation, molecular function: protein binding. The record is from RefSeq and is a predicted model, not a curated record. Bases 1 to 1812 code for a protein of 603 amino acids. Gene Ontology annotation, cellular component: spindle pole. The transcript has 7 exons. Gene Ontology annotation, biological process: mitotic metaphase chromosome alignment; regulation of mitotic spindle organization; regulation of mitotic cytokinesis. NCBI's taxonomy places the organism in Eukaryota, Metazoa, Chordata, Mammalia, Rodentia, Sciuridae.
AUGGGUGGAGCAUCAGCCCUGUCAGUAGAGGAACAAGACCAUCGACCUUCGAGGCUGGAAGAAUGGGCUACUGACGCCCUGGAAGAGGCUGCCAGCAGCGGAGUAGCGACCCGGGGGAGCGCGGCGGAGUCCACGCGCUGCCACACGGGCACCGGGGCUCCAGGCCAGAGUUCCAGAUCCUCGGCAGCUUCGGUUGCCCGGAGCUCUCUGCGUUCUGGACAGUGGCUGGGGACCGAGGACCCAGAAGCGCAAGAAUGCAGAAGAUCGAGGCAAAGGGCAACUCCACCGGGUUCCAUCAAGCGGCCAUCGAAAGCCUUCCUGAGGGUCACCAGGAGUGACUCCAAGCGGUCCAGUUGCGGCCCGAAAAACCCGGGAGCAGGGCUGGGGCCAGGGCCCGACCCCUGGGAGGUGCCUGUUAACUGCCCUCUCCACAUCCACCCUUCGUGGGACCGCGCAGCCCAGCCCUGCUCACUCCCACCCCAUGCUGACUCUAGCACCUUGGAGUUGUGGGAGCAAAGGGCCAAUGGGUGCUAUUUUGAGUUGUUUGCCGCUGCUGUGGGCGAUGUGGAAUGGCUGAGGUUCUGUCUGAACCGGAAGCACUGGGAUAUCCCGACCGACAACAAGGGCUUCGCUGCCAUCCACUUUGCAGCCCGGGAGGGCAAACUUGACUGCCUGCAGGUCUUGAUAGAGGAGUACCAGUUUCCAGUAAACUUGCCCACCAAAAAUGGUCAGACCCCUCUACAUCUGGUCAUUCACAAGGACAACAAGCCCGUGGCCCUCCCCUGCAUUGACUACCUGCUCCAGAAAGGAGCAGCCAUCAAUAGCAAGACCAAAAGCGGCUCCACACCCCUGCAUCUGGCAUCCCGUGAAGGAAUGCUGAGCUGUGUGAAGUUCCUGGUGCAGAAUGGUGCCAAUGUCCACGCCAAAGAUGGCACUGGCUGCAAGCCCAUCGACUACUGCAAGAUAUGGAACUGUCGUGCCUGUGCCCGGUUCUUGAAAGAUGCCAUGUGGAAACGGGACAAGAAGGAUUUUGCCUGUGAGAUGGGGAAACUGAAGCGCCUCAAGGAUCAGCUGCUCAUCAUGGAACACGACUACCUACUUGAGUGUCAAAAAGAACGCCAACUUCUGAGAGAGGAUGAUUUCAGGAAGUGGCUGCGUUCCAAGCUGCCAUGUCAAUUCCAUUCCCUGGUCUGUGAUACCAAGGAAGAGGAGGCUGAUGUCCCACCUUUGUCUACUGCCCUCUCCAAGAUUCAAAAAUCCCAGAUUUCCAUGAGCUUCCACCCUUCCUUGGAGGGACACCUGCAAAAUAUACUACAGCCCGUGGCGCCUCCCAAGCCCAGCUACAAGAAGCCCACCAUCAGACGGCCCACCGCGUGGAACAUUAGCACUAACCCUGCCACAUCACCUACCACCGAGAUCGGAAGCCCGCAGGGAAUCCGCCUGGGUGUGCACCCAGACCCCUGCCAGGAGCAUGACUUCCGUGACUUUCUGAAAGUGACUCCAGACCCUCAUGGUGGAGCAUGGCUGCAGACGGUGGAUGGCCACUGGGUGGCGCCUGUGCCCAAGCUGCCUUACAAGGUGAUAGUCCGAGUUCUGUACCCAGGGGCACAGCCAUUCAGGAUGAAGGUGCCCCAGGGCCUUUAUCCCAUCAACAUACUGGAUGUGCCCAAGAAGCGGCACUUCAGUGAAGACACCUUCCAGGCCAAUGCUCUGGUCAUGAACCUGCAUGAGACAUUUGAUGAAGCCUUCCUGGCAACCAUUCAAGCUCAUCAGGGGCUCCCUGCCCUACCUUCCCCCCAAGACUCCCCAUAA